AUGGCCGACUCCGGCGGCCCGCUCAAGUCGAGCAACGGCUCCUCCCACGUUGCCAAUGGCAAGCCGCACCGGAAGCCCGUCGUCAGAACGACCUCCACCAAGCAACGCCGUGGCUUCUUCGCCUGGGCCUUUAGCCUUGCCGCAAGACUCGCCAUCUGGUCCGCCAUCUUCACCGUCCUCUUCCGCUGUCCCUCCUCGAUCGAUGCCUGCGACGACAAGUCCCCCUUCAUUUGCGAACACUAUUUCCGGGCCAAGGAUGCCGUGUCACCCCAUCUCCAGCCGUACUAUGAUCAGUAUGCCGCGCCCUACGUCAAUGUUGCUAGACCAUACUACGACGCGGUGAACACCCGAGUCCUCACCCCGACGCGAGCCUAUGCUGUCCACUACGGUGCUCCCUGGGUCCAGCGAGGUCAGGACUAUGCCUGGUCCCAAUGGCAGCUCAACGGCCAGCCUCGCCUGGCUCGUAUGCAAACCGUGGUCAAGGACAAGUACGACCAAUCCGUUGCGCCUCAUCUGGCCAAGGUCGGCGAGACUGUCGAGCCUUACUACCAGAUUGCGCGCACAAACUCCCUACAACUCUUCUACGAGCACCUCCUGCCCGGCUACGAGCUUGUCCGCCCUUAUGCGGCGCGAAGCUACCAUGUCGCUUCGGACUUUGCCGUCAACACGGCUCUCCCCAUCACUCAUUGGGCUUGGGACAGGAGCAACGUCUUCCUGGAAACCACCGUCUGGCCCCAGCUGCGACUUGUUUACGUCGAAAACGUCGAGCCCCAAUUGGUGCGCAUAGGCGAGCGUCUUGGACGGUAUAAGAACAAGGCCAAGUCCAAGGUCCUCCCAAGGCAGCCCUCCAAGGCUGGUACCAGCACCGAGUCUUUUCACUCGUCUUUCAGCAAGCCGACGCCCCAAAGUUCGACUCCCGAACCCACGAGAGCCCAAGGAGAUGCCGUGACCGUUGCCACCAAACAAGCAGAUCCUCAAGGGUCCGCUGGGAAGCUCCAGUACCCCGUUGGUGCGCCUCCGAAAGAGAACGAGACGGACGAGGACCGAACAGUCCGCGAAAUGGUUGCCCAUGAUCUGCAAUCCUGGCAAGAAAAGAUUGCGACACAGGCCAAGGAGGGAGCCACCGAGAAUGAAGAACGCACCGACGCCAUUGCCCGCCGAUUUAUCCAAGAAAAGGUUGAGGUGAUUGGGAGACAACUCAUCGAGCAGCUCAACGUCACUGUCCAAUCCGAACUUGCCGACGUCAAGCACAAGGUAGUGUCCAUCGCAAAGGAUCCAUCUGAGGACGCCGAGGACAAGGCUGUUGGUGCUGUUAGAUCCGCUGGUCUGGCUAUCAAGGGCAAAGCUCAGGCGGUUCGAGAAUGGCAUGAGGAGUAUCUCGCCGAGCUUCAGAAAACCGUCCUCGACGCCGCCAACGAGUUCUUUGUCAUUCUCGCCGAGACGCAGAGCCUUGCCCUGCAGAAGAUUGGCAUGAAAUGGGCCUGGAUCGACGGCAUCACGUAUCGGGACUGGGCCAAGUAUCACGAAUUGAGAGCAACGCUUUCGCAGUGGACAGACGAGCUUAAGGAACUGAUUACCGGCCAUCCUACAUUGCUUGAGGCGCAGGGAGCCUCGGCUCAGAUCGAGAACGAGGCCAUGGAAAUCGCUUCUGCCGCCGCCAAAGAGCUUGCCCGUUUGAAACAAGUGGCGGUCUGGAAGAUUCGUGCCGGCGAUUCCACCGACAACUUUGACUCAGACGCGAUGAGGCUGGCCGCCGAGGCCGCACAAGAAGCCGGACGGGUCAAGGCAACGGUGGCCGAAGCUGGCGAAGAAGUGCUUUCAACGGCCAAAGGUAUCGCUGAGGAAGGCACUUCGACGGCUAAGGUGAUUCCCAGCGCGGUUGUAGGAGGUGCCUCGAAGGCGGCAUCAUCCCUCUCAGAGGCAGCCAUAGGCUCUACCAGCAAUCCUAACCAAGCACCGCCUCGCAAGUCUGCCAGAAGCGUCCAGGAUGGGGAUGCAGCCUCGGAAAACGAGCCCCAUACGGCUGCGGCUCCGGGCCCUGCCGACGCGGCUGAGAACAUUCUCCGCGGAACACCACUAGAUGCUGUUUCGUCCGAGACGGGGGACGCAGCGACUUCGGCCGUCGCAGAGGCCCCCGAGGCCAAUGGAGAAAACUUGAAAGACACCGAAGAGGACGCGAGAAUCGCGGCGGACAUGCGCCGGGAAAGUGGCAGCCCUCCCGUGCACGGCGCCAUGUUCGGUGCCGCCGCCCAGGCUGUUUCUGAUCGUGGUCCCAUCUUGGACGAAAGCCCAGACCCCGACAGAUACGGGAGCGCCACGGCCGCCGCCCAAGCUGCCUACACUAGCGCCCUGUCGGCGGCGUCGGCGCAGUACUCGAGCGCGCUUUCUGUUGUUUCUGCGCAGGUUUACGGCACGCCCAAGCCUGUUCACGAACAGCUCUUUUCUUCCGUCUCCACUGCGUACGAUAAUGCUGUUGGUGCGGCCGGCCAAAGGCUCAAUGAUGCCGUGAGCGCCGCCUCAAAAGGGGUCUAUGGAGAGCCAACCCCGACAAGCAAAUCCGGGGCCCCUGGCUGGCAAAAAGUCGAGUCGAUGGCUGCACAGCGACUGAGCGAGGGUCGGCUGUGGGCCGAAAUCCAGUAUCAGAGUGCCUUGCUUGCCCUGGGAGUGGUAACGUCGACACCGACGCCGACACCGUCAAACGCGGCCGAGAAACUGGUUGAGCAAGCCAAGUUCAACUACUACGCUGGCCUCGGCAUGGCGCAGGACCGUUACAUGAGCUUCCUGUCGGGCGCCUCGUCGGCCUGGUCAUUGAUGACGGCGACCCCAACCCCGACGGAUCUUGUCGGCUCCGCGUCGUCCGUGGCUUCGGCAGCUGGCAAGUCGGCCACGUCAGCUGCCCAGGCGGCCGGGUCGGCGGCGCAAUCGGCGUACUCGGCGGCGACAGAGGGCGUGGUCUCGGCAGCGAAUGCCGUGGAGGACUCUUUUUCGGCCGUGGCGGAUGCUGCCGGCGAACAAGUGUAUCUGGCCGGAUCCGCCCUCGCCGGGACGUGGGACAAGGUGGUCUCGGAGCUGAGCGCCCAGGUGUACGCCGAGCCUAGCGCGAUUGGGUGGUACGACGAGCUGGCCGCCAACGUUGGCUCCUAUGCAUCGGCGGCCACCAAGACUGCUGCCGAUGCCCAGCAAUACGAGGCCAUGAGCGAGAUGGUGUCGGAGCUGGUGAGCGGUAGGGAACCAGCCUUUAGUGAGAGCGUGCUGUCUCGGUUCGGCGUCAUCUACGCCACGGCGUCGGCGAGCGUGGGAAGUAUGGCGAGCGAGGCCAGCGCGGCGGCGUCAUCGCUAGGAGACAAGGUCGGCAGCGUCGCCAGCAAGGCCACGGAUGCGGUCAAGGAGGGUGUUGGGCGUGCCAAGGACGAGCUGUGA
Hirsutella rhossiliensis is the source of this 3420-nucleotide messenger RNA. RefSeq names its product transcription factor hoxa13. The coding region runs from base 1 to 3420 and encodes 1139 amino acids. NCBI's taxonomy places the organism in Eukaryota, Fungi, Ascomycota, Sordariomycetes, Hypocreales, Ophiocordycipitaceae. The record is from RefSeq and is a predicted model, not a curated record. Gene Ontology annotation, biological process: protein transport. The transcript has 5 exons.